AUGCAGGGCCUGACGCAUCUUUUGAAUGCCGUCAAAGACUACGGACGGGUUCAACGUUUCUUACUUGUCAGCUGUCAGACAGUCUAUGGACUUUCCGAUGGCGUUGAGUCGGUGCCGCUGACUCCAGUGAACUGGCGAGGUGCAGCGCUUAUGUCGGCCGAAGCGAUGCUGCAUUCAUACGUCGUCUCUUAUCAUCUCCCUUUGGCUGUAGUCAGACUCAGCUAUGGACUGAUCAACGACUCUCUUGAACGGAGAAUUGAGUCUUGUGAGACUAAUGGUGAUACAUCAAUAAAUAAUUCUCGCAAAAUUGAGGUCUAUGGACUUUCCGAUGGCGUUGAGUCGGUGCCGCUGACUCCAGUGAACUGGCGAGGUGCAGCGCUUAUGUCGGCCGAAGCGAUGCUGCAUUCAUACGUCGUCUCUUAUCAUCUCCCUUUGGCUGUAGUCAGACUCAGCUAUGGACUGAUCAACGACUCUCUUGAACGGAGAAUUGAGUCUUGUGAGACUAAUGUCACACCGCCUUUUUCAGUUAAUCUACUCACCGUAGAAGAUGCUGUCAGAGGUAUUAUAGCAGCAGUAGAAAAAGCACAAAACGCUGAAGUUUGGAACAUUGGUGGUUCUCAAGACUACUUGGUUGACGAGGUGAAGAAGUUCAUCAACGGAAAGGACGUGACUCUCUCUCCUCAGUCCACGAAUUUCAACACUGAGAAAGCAUCAACUGAGCUGGGAUUUCAGGCCAGAGGGGACGUUCUCAAAGGUAACAAUACCGUAACAUUCUUGGAAGGAGGUCCAGAUAAAUUAAAGGUGAAUAUGCGUGACAACCUUUAUGCCCCUUGGAUAUUAGCCAGUCUAUGCGAGAAGAUGAACAUACAUUACACCUAUCUGGGAACAGGUUGUCUAUUCAAAUACGACACUCAGCAUCGAAUGGAUGACGGUCCUGGAUAUACGGAAGAGGACACAGGCAACUAUGACGGCACGUCCUACUCUGCUGUGAAAGGAUUCACGGAUAGACUUCUGAGACAUUUCGACAAUACUUUGCAAUGCCGAAUUCGACUGCCAGUGAAUUAUGAAGCCGACACUCGUAAUCUUGUUGCGAAGCUCAUGGCGUUCAAGAAGGUUCUUGACAUACCGAACUCGAUUACUAUUCUACCUGAUUGCCUACCAAUUUUGCUGGACAUGGCGCUCAAGAGAGAAACCGGUGUCAUCAAUCUCGUCAAUCCCGGAGCAAUUCGCUUUCCAGAAAUUUCCGAAUUGUAUCGUAAGCUCAUCAAUCCGAACUGGGAGUACGAAGUAUUGUCUGCCGAUCCUGAUUCCGAACUGGUCCGGACGAGAUCACACUGCCGUCUAAGUACAGCAAAACUGGAGUCGCUGUAUCCAGGCUUGCGCACAGCACGUGAAGGCGUUAGCGAAGCGCUCCGAAAAAUUGGACAAGCACAAGGCCAAAGAGUUAUUCAACAAGCCUAA
Molecule: messenger RNA, 1461 nt
Organism: Cooperia oncophora
Lineage: Eukaryota; Metazoa; Nematoda; Chromadorea; Rhabditida; Trichostrongylidae
Source: the annotation of a GenBank genome assembly